UGCCGCGCGGCUUUAGGGGCGGGCAUGAGCCCUCGGGGGCUGAUAGGGGGCCGCGAAGGCUGACCUGGCGCGGGCAGCGGCCUGGCCCAGCCAUCUUGACUGCGCACCGCGGCCCGAAAGGAAACUUGCUCCACCGCCACCCACGGUGCCCGGGCGAAGUCACCGUCUCCAGCGCCGCGCGAAGUGGCUGGGCGCACCGGAGAGGAAGCCAGCGAGGCAGGGACGAUGAGCCGCGAGGACUGAGAUCGGCUGGGAGUUAGCCGGGCAGGCCCUGGCGGGACUGUGGUGCACGGCUGCGGCCACCCUUAUCUCCCCGGAGCGGCGGAAGGGAGGUACGGACCGCCACUGCCCAGGCUUCGGACUGCGCAGUGUGGACACUCCCCGAGAAGGUUAUCAGUAGCUGGAGACUGAACUGCAGGGCUCCCCCUCUCUUGCCAGUUCCCCCUGGGGCUCUGCGUGUCGCCUGGAGGGCUAGGGCGCGGUGCCGGGGCGCGCAGCAUGGAGUGGGGUUACCUGUUGGAAGUGACCUCGUUGCUGGCAGCCUUGGCGCUGCUGCAGCGCUCCAGCGGUGCGGCAGCCGCCUCGGCCAAGGAGCUGGCGUGCCAAGAGAUCACCGUGCCGCUGUGCAAGGGCAUCGGCUACAACUACACCUACAUGCCCAACCAGUUCAACCACGACACUCAGGACGAGGCUGGCCUCGAGGUGCACCAGUUCUGGCCGCUGGUGGAGAUCCAGUGCUCGCCCGACCUCAAGUUCUUCCUGUGCAGCAUGUACACGCCCAUCUGCCUGGAGGACUACAAGAAGCCCCUGCCUCCUUGCCGCUCGGUAUGCGAGCGCGCCAAGGCCGGCUGUGCGCCCCUCAUGCGCCAAUACGGCUUCGCCUGGCCGGACCGCAUGCGCUGCGACCGGCUCCCGGAGCAGGGCAACCCUGACAUGCUGUGCAUGGACUACAACCGCACGGACUUCACCACGGUAGCGCCCAGCCCGCCGCGUCGCCUGCCUCCACCUCCUCCCGGCGAGCAGCCGCCUUCCGGCAGCGGCCACGGUCGCCCGCCCGGGGCCAGGCCUGCGUCCCGUGGCCGGGGCGGCGGCGGUGGAGAUGCAGCGGCGCCCCCUACGCGUGGCGGCGGCGGGAAGGCGCGGCCCCCUGGCGGCGGCGCUGCGCCCUGCGAACCCGGCUGCCAGUGCCGCGCGCCCAUGGUGAGCGUGUCCAGCGAGCGACACCCACUUUAUAACCGCGUCAAGACCGGCCAGAUCGCCAACUGCGCGCUGCCCUGUCACAACCCUUUCUUCAGCCAGGACGAGCGCGCCUUCACCGUCUUCUGGAUCGGCCUGUGGUCUGUGCUGUGCUUCGUGUCCACCUUCGCCACCGUGUCCACCUUCCUCAUCGACAUGGAGCGCUUCAAGUACCCCGAGCGGCCUAUCAUCUUCCUCUCGGCCUGCUACCUGUUCGUGUCAGUGGGCUACCUGGUGCGCCUGGUGGCGGGCCACGAGAAGGUGGCGUGCAGCGGCGGCGCGCCGGGCGCGGGAGGCGCAGGAGGCGCAGGCGGCGCUGCGGCCGCUGCGGGCGCUGGCGCUGCGGGCGCGGGCGCUGGCGGCGCGGGUGGGCGCGGCGAGUAUGAGGAGCUGGGGGCAGUGGAGCAGCACGUGCGCUACGAGACCACCGGCCCGGCUUUGUGCACCGUGGUCUUCCUGCUCGUCUACUUCUUCGGCAUGGCCAGCUCCAUCUGGUGGGUGAUCUUGUCGCUCACGUGGUUCCUGGCCGCGGGCAUGAAAUGGGGCAACGAGGCCAUCGCUGGCUACUCGCAGUACUUCCACCUGGCCGCGUGGCUUGUGCCCAGCGUCAAAUCGAUCGCGGUGCUGGCGCUCAGCUCCGUCGACGGCGACCCUGUGGCGGGCAUCUGCUACGUGGGCAACCAGAGCCUCGACAACCUGCGAGGCUUCGUGCUGGCCCCGCUGGUCAUCUACCUCUUCAUUGGCACCAUGUUCCUGCUCGCCGGCUUUGUGUCGCUGUUCCGCAUCCGCUCGGUCAUCAAGCAGCAGGGCGGCCCCACCAAGACGCACAAGCUGGAGAAGCUCAUGAUCCGCCUGGGUCUGUUCACCGUGCUCUACACGGUGCCCGCCGCGGUGGUGGUCGCCUGCCUCUUCUACGAGCAGCACAACCGCCCGCGCUGGGAGGCCACGCACAACUGCCCGUGCUUGCGGGACCUGCAGCCGGACCAGGCGCGCCGGCCGGACUACGCGGUCUUCAUGCUCAAGUACUUCAUGUGUCUGGUCGUGGGCAUCACCUCGGGCGUGUGGGUCUGGUCGGGCAAGACGCUGGAGUCGUGGCGCGCGCUGUGCACCCGCUGCUGCUGGGCUAGCAAAGGCGCAGUGGUGGGAGGGGGCGCGGGCGCGGCGGCCGCGGGGGGCGCUGGCGGACAGGGGGGCGCCGGCGGCCUGGGAGUCAGCGGGGGGCCGGGAGGGGGCGCGGGGUCCCUCUACAGCGACGUCAGCACCGGCCUGACAUGGCGGUCUGGUACGGCCAGCUCCGUGUCUUAUCCUAAGCAGAUGCCAUUGUCCCAGGUCUGAGGGAGGGGAGUGAGCAGCCGGAAGGAACAGGGAGGGGGGCGCGGAGACUAGUGCUGGGAAGGGACACUCGGGAGGCCGAAGUUCCCACCCCUUAGCCGUGUUGAUUGCUAUUAGCAUGAUAAUGAACUCUUAAUGGUAUCCAUUAGCUGGGACUUAAAUGACUCGCCUAGAACAAAGUACCUGGCAUUGAAGGCUCCCAGAACCAGCCUCCUUUGCUCCAUUGAUAAGUGAGGCGCUCUUCCCUCAAGGCGUUAAUUUCUGUUGGCAGAGGAGGGUGGACUCUGCUGCUGCCCUUCCAGAAUCCCAGGUUUGGAGCCCUCACUGGUUGUCAUUUGCUGAGCUUGAAGCCAGAUCUACAUAUUUUUCUCCCCCCCCCCCCCCCCCCCGACUCUCCUAGGUAAACUUCAACUCCUGACAUCCUAGAGGAGCGAUUACUGCCACCGAAGGGAUUGCACGGUUUGGGUAUUCUUAAUGACCAGGCAAAUGCCUUAAAUAAAAAAACAAAUGUCUUAAUUAUACACCCCUAGUAAAUACGGGUUCCUUCCAUUAGAGGAUGUAUUUAUAUAAUUAUUGUUAAAUUGUAAAAAUGUGUAAAAUAUGUACAUAUCCAAAGAUAUACAGUCUGUACAAUUUUGUAAAAAGUUUAGAGGCCACCCCUGUACAAACAAAUUAUAAGUAAUCUAUUUUGUCAAUAAAACGACUUUUGAUAAAUGAUUUAAACAUUGCCCCCCUCCCCUUGCCUCUUCCAAGCUGUUACUUUAAAGUGCUUGCCAAAGACUCUUGGGAAAAAGGACAUUUUUCUGGCUUCUCAUUUUGUGCACCAACUUUAGGCAUGGAGAAACUUAUCUGUUGAAUUAUAUUUCUUGAGUAUUUCCUUGUUGAAGUGAAGUCAAAAUUGAACAUUUGCACCUACCAAAAAGGUGGCGUUUUUAAUGGUAGCCCUUUUCUCAUCCUUGGAUAGCAACUCAUCCCUUAGUGGAUGGUAAUGGAAUUUGCCAGGCAGUAAUUCCACUCAGGCCUAAUUAUUUAUCUUGUAUAAUGUCACUAAAGGCUUCAACCCCC
Talpa occidentalis (Iberian mole) is the source of this 3633-nucleotide messenger RNA. It is a transcript of the gene FZD8, whose product is annotated as frizzled class receptor 8. The record is from RefSeq and is a predicted model, not a curated record. The transcript has a single exon. Bases 499 to 2571 code for a protein of 690 amino acids. Gene Ontology annotation, molecular function: Wnt-protein binding; Wnt receptor activity. Gene Ontology annotation, cellular component: plasma membrane. Lineage: Eukaryota; Metazoa; Chordata; Mammalia; Eulipotyphla; Talpidae. Gene Ontology annotation, biological process: canonical Wnt signaling pathway; non-canonical Wnt signaling pathway.